Clavispora lusitaniae ATCC 42720 is the source of this 600-nucleotide messenger RNA. It is a transcript of the gene SKP1, whose product is annotated as SCF ubiquitin ligase subunit. Lineage: Eukaryota; Fungi; Ascomycota; Pichiomycetes; Serinales; Metschnikowiaceae. Gene Ontology annotation, cellular component: cytoplasm; nucleus. Gene Ontology annotation, biological process: SCF-dependent proteasomal ubiquitin-dependent protein catabolic process; mitotic cell cycle. The record is from RefSeq and is a predicted model, not a curated record. Gene Ontology annotation, molecular function: cullin family protein binding.
AUGCCAGUCCACUUUCCCUGUACUGUCUGGAGUCAAUCCAAGUCACCUGUACAUUUCCGCGAACACAAUUCCAAUAACCUGAAAGGCAAAAGAACACCAAAUAUGCCUAAAGUCGUUAUAAUCUCCUCGGAUGAGGAAAGAUUUCCCGUCGAUGUGGAAGUUGCUAGCAAAUCCGUAUUGAUCAAAAACAUGAUUUCCGACUUGAAGCCGGAUAUGGAGGAUGACGACGACGAGGAAUUUGAGAUUCCUACUCCCAAUGUUAGAGCAAACGUGUUAAGCAAAGUUUUGGAAUGGUGCGAGCAUCACAAGAAUACUGUUUUCCCAGAUGACGACGACGAGGAUGCUAGGAAGUCUGCUCCUGUUCAUUCAUGGGACAGAAACUUUUUGAAAGUUGACCAGGAAAUGUUGUACGAGAUUAUCUUAGCCGCCAACUAUUUGAACAUCCGUCCCUUGUUGGACGCAGGGUGUAAGAUCAUAGCUGAAAUGAUCAAGCACAAAUCGCCAGAAGAAUUGAGAAAGACGUUCAACAUCGUCAACGAUUUCAGUCCCGAGGAAGAAGCAGCCAUCAGAAAAGAGAAUGAGUGGGCUGAGGACCGCUAA